Molecule: messenger RNA, 2388 nt
Organism: Helobdella robusta
Lineage: Eukaryota; Metazoa; Annelida; Clitellata; Rhynchobdellida; Glossiphoniidae
Exons: 16
Coding region: 1-2388 (795 amino acids)
Biological process (GO): protein phosphorylation
Molecular function (GO): diacylglycerol-dependent serine/threonine kinase activity; ATP binding
Source: RefSeq, a predicted model, not a curated record
AUGGUGCAUUUUACUGGAUCAAUGAAAUUAACAAUAAAUGAAGCAGAGAACUUGAGGCCCACGGAUUUUGCUCUGAGACAUCAGGUGGUAGGACUAAUAGCCAAAGGUCAACAGCAACUUCUGGACCCCUACAUCUCGAUCGAUGUUGAUGAUACUCUCUUGGGGCGAACGACGACCAAACCAAAGACACUAAAACCAGUAUGGAAUGAAGAUUUUUCAAUGGAGGUUCGCAAUGGGCAGAACAUCUGUUUGACUGUAUUUCACGAUGCUGCCAUACCCCCGGACGAGUUCGUUGCCAACUGCACCAUUGCUUUCGAGGACAUUGUCGAUAAGAAGUCCUCUGAUAUAUGGGUUGACUUGGAACCUACUGGUCGAUUGCAUGUGAUGGUCGAACUCAAUGGAACCACUUCUGACGAAUUACCUAAAGAGAGGAUCUUUAAAGAGAAAGAGGGACCUAUGCACAAGAGAAGAAAUGCCCUGAAGCGUCGAGUCCACCAAGUUAAUGGUCACAAAUUCAUGGCUACGUUUUUCAAACAACCGACAUUUUGCUCCAUUUGUAAGGAGUUUAUCUGGGGCAUCAUGUCUCCGCAGGGCUACCAGUGUCAAGUUUGCACGUGCGUAGUACACAAAAGAUGUCACCAGAGUGCAGUGACCAAAUGCCCUGGACUCAAAGAGACCGUAGCCGACGAGGAUACAAGUCUGGUUUCGGGGCAGCGUUUCAACAUAAACGUACCCCAUCGUUUCCACGAGCACAACUACAAAAGGUUCACGUUCUGCGAUCAUUGUGGCUCCAUGCUCUAUGGGCUGAUCAAUCAAGGACUCAGAUGUCAAGUAUGCAAACUGAACGUUCACAAACGUUGUCUGAAGAACGUGCCGAACAACUGCGGCAUCAACACGAAGUACAUGGCCAAGGUCCUGCAGGAGUUAGGCAUCUGUGGGGACAAAUUAGGAUCCACUACCAAGAGAAAAAAAGUGAUGUGCCAUGACGACGAAGGUCCAGGAUCAUCAUCAUCACCGGGCACUCGUUCAUCCUCAAAUAAGGACAUCGACCUUGAACUUAUGGGUUAUUCCGGGGCCACGUCAUCUUCAUCGUCAUCGAUGAAUUAUGAUUCUUCUGCCUGCAUGGCGCUACAUAAAUUCAAUCUAAUCAAAGUUCUCGGGAAAGGGAGCUUUGGAAAGGUCCUGCUGGCCGAGUUGAAAGGAACAGACGAAGUAUACGCCAUAAAAGUGUUGAAGAAGGAGGCCAUCUUGCAGGAGGACGACGUGGAAUGCACGAUGACCGAGAAAAGGAUCCUCGCCCUGUCAGCCAAGCACCCAUUCCUCACAUCACUACAUUCCUGCUUUCAAACUAAGGACCGAUUAUUUUUCGUGAUGGAGUACGUGAACGGAGGCGACCUGAUGUUCCAGAUCCAGAAGACGAGGAAGUUCGACGAAAACAGGGCUCGAUUCUAUUCGGCCGAAGUGACUCUGGCUCUCAUGUUCCUCCAUCGUCAUGGCAUCAUUUAUAGGGAUCUCAAACUGGACAACAUCCUGUUAGACAUAGACGGGCACUGCAAGAUUGCGGACUUCGGCAUGUGCAAGGAGGGCAUGAGCCCUGGGAAGACCACCCACACAUUUUGCGGAACCCCAGAUUAUAUUGCCCCGGAAAUUCUGCAAGAACUGGAUUACGACACCUCAGUCGAUUGGUGGGCAUUAGGAGUCCUCAUGUACGAGAUGAUGGCCGGUCAACCACCAUUUGAGGCUGAUAAUGAAGAGGAUUUAUUCGAGUCCAUACUUCACGAUGAUGUUCUCUACCCUGUGUGGCUGUCAAAGGAAGCCGUCUCCAUAUUGAAAGGAUUCAUGACGAAAAGUCCGGCAAAGAGGUUGGGGUGUGUGAAGGCCCAUGGAGGCGAGCGGGCCGUCCUCAUACAUUCGUUCUUUCAUGAUAAAGUUGAUUGGGAGGCCCUCGAAGAAAGGAAAAUUACCCCUCCCUUCAAGCCCAAUAUCAAAACACGAACGGACGUGAGCAACUUCGACAAAGAUUUCACCUCGGAGGAGCCAACACUGACGCCCGUCAACCCGGAAAUAGUUGAGGCCAUCAAUCAGGAAGAAUUCGCCGGCUUCUCAUUCGUCAACGAGGACUAUGGCAAGUUUGAAUACUGUCCAAUCAUAAGCAGCGUGGCCGGGUCAAAGAGGUCAGCGGCUGAAUGCAUCAGCCAAUCAAAAUCCGCUCCAGAAGGUGCUAGUAGUAACAUUAGUGGAGACAAUAACAACAACAACAACAAUAAUAAUAAUAACAGUAAUAUUGGUAAUAACAAUAAUAGUAAUAAUAAUAAUCCAAUUGGUGAUGUUGUUGGUGGAGUGGCUGGUCUGGCAGUCCGUGGCGCAGAUAGUGGCGAAAAAAAUUAA